Messenger RNA from Tachysurus vachellii, 2414 nucleotides. RefSeq names its product olfactomedin 2b (gene olfm2b). Gene Ontology annotation, biological process: signal transduction. The coding region runs from base 478 to 1929 and encodes 483 amino acids. The transcript is spliced from 7 exons. The record is from RefSeq and is a predicted model, not a curated record. Lineage: Eukaryota; Metazoa; Chordata; Actinopteri; Siluriformes; Bagridae.
ACAGCGAGUCAGUCUCAUCGGUCGUCUCUCUGUUUUUCUAAAAAGAGAUUUAUUUCAAUUUGUUAUUUUAAUUUUUACAAUAGUUUAAUAUUUUACAGGUUAUUUCAUUAAAAAUGUUUUAUUUUUUCAUAUUUUCAUUACAUUUUCUAGAUUCUUUUAAUUUGUUUUCUUUCAGAAUUCGCAGGUUGAAGACUCACUGAUUGGAUUUAUUUUGAUGAUCAUUCGCAUUUCUAACCAUUUUGAUCAUCUGAAUUUUUCCGAUUUUUUAACUUCUUAUUUUUAUUUAGUGUUAAUGUUAGUGUUAAUGUUAGUGUUAAGUAUUUUGCAGCUUUUACAGAACUUUUGAGCAAAACAGGGAAAACAUUCUUACUUUUUCUUUUUUAUUGUCAGCCUUAAACAUCAUAACGUUUCUGUCCGUCAGGAUUUCCACAGAUUUCCACAGUUUUCCUCCCUCAGACCUUCACUCUGCUCUGUGUAAUGAUGAGUGUUCCCAUGCUGAAGAUGGGUCUGGUGCUCAGUACCAUGGCCAUGCUGACUAACUGGAUGUCUCAGACGCUCCCCAGACUGGUGGGACUGGAUCCGACGGCGGCUCGUCUGGGAAACUCCGAGAAGUUCAUCAGCGUGGUGUAUCCGGGACAGGAUGAAGGCUGGCAGGUCUUCGGUUCUGUGUCAGAUGUAGGAGGGAAGUGUGUGUGUAAGCUCCUCGCCCCCCCGCCGAACCACUGCCGGAAAGAACCAAGACACACUCGCCUUCGCCAAAUCACAGAGCAUCUCCAGAAUGUGACUCAGUAUUUGGAGCUAUUGGAUUGGCGAACAUCUCGAGAUCUGCAACAUAUCAGAGACACAGAGAAGAAGAUCAUCAGUGUGGAAAUGAGAGUGAAGACUGCACUCAGUAACCCUUACACUGUCACUCAAGAAGUGUUAAAGGACCUGGAACAGAGUGUGCUGGAGAGUGUUCCUCUGCGUGCUGUGUUGGCUCGGUUCCGCUCUGAGGUGCUGAAGGUGGAAGUGUUGAAGCGGGAGAUGGCGAGAGUGAGCUCGAGUCUCACCCAGGAGCAGACCCUCACCUACAGCAGCGUUCAACAGCUGGAGCAGAGAGAGAUACAGCUGCAGAGCCGACUACACACCUGCGCUAGCUCAGUUGGUUGUGGAAAGCUAAUGGGACUCAGUAACCCGGUCACCAUCAGGUCCUUUGGGUCCCGUUUUGGCUCUUGGAUGAUGGACAGUAUGAUUUCCAGCUCUGAUGAACGAGUCUGGUCCAUGGACGGCUACUUCAGAGGAAAGCGUGUGUUUGAAUACAGGACGCUGAGGGACUUCACUACAGGACACAACUUUGUGGUCCAUCAGCUUCCUCAUCCGUGGGCGGGUACAGGUCAUGUGGUGUAUAACGGCUCUCUCUACUACAAUAAACACCAGACUAACGUUAUUGUGCGAUAUCACCUGCUGUCUCGCAGCGUUCUAACACAGCGCACUCUCUCUCAAGCCGCUUACAACAACACCUUCCCGUACUCUUGGGGCGGAUCCUCCGACAUUGACCUCAUGGCAGAUGAGAGCGGUCUCUGGGCGGUCUACACCACCCUGAUGCAUGGGGGAAACAUGGUGCUGAGCCGCCUAGAUCCUGUCACCCUGGACUUGGUACAGUCCUGGGACACCGGCUUCCCCAAGCGUAGCGCCGGAGAAGCUUUCAUCGUCUGUGGCUCGCUCUAUGUCACCGAUUCGCACCUAAAUGGAGCCAAGAUCCACUUCAUCUACCACACGGACAGCCAGAUGUAUGAAUACACACACAUCCCCUUCCACAACCAGUACUCACACAUCUCCAUGAUGGACUACAACCCCAGAGAAAAGGUGCUGUAUGCCUGGAACAACGGACAUCAGGUCAUCUAUAACAUCACGCUCCUGCAAGAGAUCAAGACUUUCACAGAUGUGUAGAUAACAGAGGAGAGGUGAGAAGGAGCUAAAGGAGGAACAAUGGAUGGGAGUAAUGUAGAAAGGAAGUAGGUAGAAGGAAGGAAAUAAGUAAGAGCAGAAGGCAUUUAGAGAAGACAGAAAAAGGUUAUGAAGGAUAGAGGCAAAGAAGGAAGUGAGGAAUGAAGAAUUUUCAACAACAAACAAGCUUAAUGAGUAAAGCAGGAAAUGAUGCUAGAAACUUACCCAUAGUCCUCCACCAAGCAUGCCACAGGGUGCCAAAAUCACUGGUUCCUGAUAUUAGUUCCUCCUUUUGCCAGUUCUCCAUGAGCCAAGCAGGAAGCAGGACUGUGUGGAAUAAUAAUAAUAAUAAUGUGCGUGUGUGUGUGUGUAUAUGUGUGUGUGUGUGUGUGUGUGUGUGUGUGUGUGUGUGUGUGUGUGUGAUCAUGUAAAAACCUCAGUGUCAUCUGAACUGAAUUUCUGUCUGCAUGAAGUUGACAUUUUACACA